ACAAACUAGAAGCUUUUUCCUCAGUUUCUCCGCCACCCUGUGUCUGUCUUUCUCCCAUUGCAUUGUGUUUGCCCCUUCUCUUUCUCCUUCUUUUCUUAUUUAUAUUAUUCAUCGGAACCCUCUCUUUCUUCCUGUCUCCUCAUUCGGUUCCUCAACUUCGAUCUCUUCGGUGAUUCAUUCAAUGGCGACCCUUUUCCAGGCACUUGGAGCUCCCACAGCAUUCUCCGCCUCUAACAAACUCCACUUCCCAUCCCUUUCAGAUAGGAAAGGACAAAUAUUUGUUGUCAGAUCUGAUGCAAGGAUCCUCAACAUAGGAGCUCGUAAGCCUCAGAGUUUGAUUACUAAUGCUGUUGCAACGAAGACAGAUACUUCUGCAUCGUCAAAAACUGGGCACGAACUUCUCCUUUUUGAAGCCUUACUUGAAGGUUUGGAAGAAGAAAUGGACAGGGAUCCAAGGGUGUGCGUCAUGGGUGAAGAUGUAGGUCACUAUGGAGGAUCUUACAAGGUGACUAAGGGCCUGGCCACCAAGUUUGGGGACCUCAGGGUUUUGGACACUCCUAUUGCGGAGAACUCCUUCACAGGCAUGGGCAUUGGAGCUGCCAUGACUGGUUUGAGACCAAUUGUUGAGGGUAUGAACAUGGGAUUUCUACUUCUGGCAUUUAACCAGAUCUCCAACAAUUGUGGCAUGCUUCAUUACACAUCUGGAGGCCAGUUUAAAAUACCAAUUGUUAUUCGUGGCCCUGGUGGAGUUGGGCGUCAACUUGGGGCCGAGCACUCACAACGACUUGAGUCAUAUUUUCAAUCAAUUCCUGGAAUCCAAAUGGUGGCUUGCUCAACCCCUUAUAAUGCCAAGGGCUUGAUGAAAGCUGCAAUCCGAAGUGAGAACCCCGUGAUACUCUUUGAGCAUGUGUUGCUUUAUAACUUGAAGGAGAGAAUUCCAGAUGAAGAGUAUGUAUUGUCACUUGAAGAAGCUGAGAUGGUUAGGCCUGGGGAACAUGUCACAAUUUUAACUUAUUCCAGAAUGAGAUAUCAUGUCAUGCAAGCUGCCAAGACAUUGGUGAACAAAGGGUAUGAUCCUGAAGUAAUUGACAUCAGAUCUUUGAAACCAUUUGAUCUUCACACAAUUGGGAAUUCAGUGAAGAAGACUCACCGCGUGUUAAUCGUGGAAGAAUGCAUGCGCACGGGUGGAAUUGGUGCUAGCCUGACAGCUGCUAUUACUGAAAAUUUCAAUGACUAUUUGGAUGCUCCUAUUAUCUGUUUAUCCUCACAAGAUGUGCCAACACCAUAUGCUGGGACAUUGGAGGAAUGGACAGUAGUUCAACCUUCUCAGAUUGUCACAGCAGUUGAGCAGCUCUGCCAGUAAUUCACCAAAUAAUCACUUCCAAUAAGGAUAUGGUUCUGGUAAAGAAAUAGCUAGAACCUUUUUUUUCCAUUUACUCUUUUUGUUUCACUUCCAAAUCUCCAUCAUCUAAACUUUUUUUUUUAAUUUAAUUUUGGGUGUCCUUUUCAUUUUUUUAUAAAAUGUUUACACAAUUGUCCACCCAAUUUGAGGUAGUUUCACUUAGUUCUUUUGCAUCAUUAAUAUAGUGGGCUAUAUGAUCUUGUUAGGCCCUGAACACUUUGGUAUUUGUACACGGUGUUGAGCAUCGCAGAUGCUUGUUGUAGGCCAAAUUUGAAUUCACUUGUAUGGAUGAAUCGGAUUGUUUUGUGGUUGGAAAUU
Molecule: messenger RNA, 1720 nt
Organism: Abrus precatorius (Indian licorice)
Lineage: Eukaryota; Viridiplantae; Streptophyta; Magnoliopsida; Fabales; Fabaceae
Product: pyruvate dehydrogenase E1 component subunit beta-2, chloroplastic
Exons: 4
Coding region: 182-1363 (393 amino acids)
Biological process (GO): pyruvate decarboxylation to acetyl-CoA
Molecular function (GO): pyruvate dehydrogenase (acetyl-transferring) activity
Source: RefSeq, a predicted model, not a curated record